AUUCCACUUCAAAAUGUGACAGAUUCAAAAUGCUAUCGUCAAGAGGUGUACAACUAGUGAGAAGUUCAAAACUUUUAAAGAAUUACCAAAAAAUAUCCUGCACCAGUGUUCGCAAUUCGGGAGGAGAGUGGAUUUAUCGUCGCCCUCCGCCCAGACAGCCCGAGAUAUUAUAUAAGCUGGGCGAAUUUGUGUCGGCGGUGUCAUGGUGGUGGAUACUGUGGCAUCUGUGGACCGAACCUGGUCAUGUCAUUGGUGAAUUUCACUAUCCAAAUCCUCGCCUAUGGACUAAUGAGGAAUUGGGUAUUUCAGGAUUUUGUCAAUGCAAUUAAUUUCAGGUACUUUGACGAGGUUAAGAUUUGAUGCAAUUCAUGAUAAUAAACUUGCUUGAUUGGUAGUGAAACCAAAAGGGCCCAGUUAA
Photinus pyralis (common eastern firefly) is the source of this 418-nucleotide messenger RNA. Its product is annotated as NADH dehydrogenase [ubiquinone] 1 beta subcomplex subunit 2, mitochondrial-like. The coding region runs from base 30 to 329 and encodes 99 amino acids. Gene Ontology annotation, cellular component: mitochondrial inner membrane. The record is from RefSeq and is a predicted model, not a curated record. The transcript is spliced from 3 exons. NCBI's taxonomy places the organism in Eukaryota, Metazoa, Arthropoda, Insecta, Coleoptera, Lampyridae.